UUGCAUUAUUAUGGCUAUGAACUUAUUAGAGACAGACAUCAUAGUCGCAACAACAGAUCAAAACCAUCGCAUCGCUAAUCAAAUACACACAAGACAGCACAGCACAGCAAGAGAAUCUUCUCUUUAACAACCCGCUGGGAGAAAGAAAGUAAUUAUGUAAACCGCAUCGCAUCCCCAAUAUGGCCCUUGGGGGACCUCAACUCACUAAUUUCUCACUUUUCCUCAUUCUCCUUCCUACUGAGUACUCACCCCGCCCUUCUCCAUCGGCACCACCCGACUGUGUAAAAAGACGAAAGACUAAAACCAGCAAGUCCGCAUCUUUUCCCUGCAGGUCGGGUGUUGGUGCCCCCCCCCCCCCCCCCCUCCCCCCCCCCUUUUUUUUUUUUUUUUUUUUUUUUUUUUUUUUUUUUUUUUUUUUUUUCUUUUUUUUUUCUCUUUGACUCCGGGCUAUUCCUUCACUCCCUCCCACACCACCAGGAUU
Molecule: messenger RNA, 481 nt
Organism: Aspergillus brunneoviolaceus CBS 621.78
Lineage: Eukaryota; Fungi; Ascomycota; Eurotiomycetes; Eurotiales; Aspergillaceae
Exons: 1
Coding region: 180-440 (86 amino acids)
Source: RefSeq, a predicted model, not a curated record